This is a messenger RNA of Candidozyma auris, 2604 nucleotides long. RefSeq lists its product as uncharacterized. The transcript has a single exon. Gene Ontology annotation, molecular function: protein binding. The record is from RefSeq and is a predicted model, not a curated record. Lineage: Eukaryota; Fungi; Ascomycota; Pichiomycetes; Serinales; Metschnikowiaceae. The coding region runs from base 1 to 2604 and encodes 867 amino acids.
AUGUCAAAAAACGAACUGGGGGGCAAGAAACGUAUCUUGUCGAAGAUCUUUCGCAAGAAGUCCCACUCGUCGGGGCCGCCUUCUCCAUCCUCAACCUCAACGGCCUUCUCCAGUGACACCAAGUUCUCGCUGCCUCGCAGUUCACGAGCCAUUGCCAGGCACUCGAGUAUCAAGAGCGGGAACGGCGACACGGGCGUCUACCUCGACGAUGAUACGGCCUCAAUCUUCAACCACGCUGACCAGCUGGUCGAGGAUCUCAGCCUGCAUUUCCUGAAUGACGUCCUUUCCGAUUACACCUUGGACGACUACCACGAUGACGACUUCGAUAAAAGUGGAGAGCAAGCAUUCCCCGUUGACGAGGAAGAAAACACCAAUGCUCCGUGGGCAGGGCUCACGUACGAGUCGUUGAUUUUUCCGAAACGCUUGAAGAUCAACAAGCGCAGCAAUAAGAGUCCCCGGAUGCUCAAUAAUUUAUUCUUGGCUCAGGAACUUCGCUGUGGCGACAAGGAUAGCCUUGUUGGAGAGCAAGAAAGCGAUGUCAGCAGUGUGGACUUUUCGGAAGAUACUUCUGCUCUCUCCGAUCAUGAUAUUAGCUCAUCAAUGAGGAGUCAUGAAAUAUUGGUGAUGGAGUUCAGUCGGGAUGGCAAGUACUUGGCUGCCGCUGGCAGAGAUAGCAAAAUCUAUAUUUGGCACAUAAUUUCAUCGCCUUUGAGCAGACUACAAUACAAGAGUCGUGAAGCGGCUGCUGCCGCUAGCCGUGACGCAGACUCUAGUAAGCUGAAAGCUUUCCCUUAUGCUCCGGUAUUUCAGCAAAGGCCUGUUCGCAUUUUCGAGGGCCAUACCAAAUCUAUUUUAACUUUGGAUUGGAGCAAAAACAACUUCCUUAUAUCCGGGUCGAUGGAUCAGACGGUAAAGCUCUGGAAUGUCGAGCGCCCCGACUGUCUUCAAACAUUCCAGCACGAUGACUUCGUGACCGCUGUGAAAUUUCAUCCGACCGAUGAUCGAUUCUUCCUAAGCGGUUGCCUUGAUAACCAGGUUCGCUUGUGGUCUAUCCUUGAACUGGCCGUGGCUUAUAGCCGCAACCUUGGCAAUGAAGUGUUGAUUACAGCAUUGGCGUUCACCCCUCUAGGAAAUCAUUGUAUUGUUGGGGGAUUCAAUGGCUCUCUUUUUGGACUCGAAACCCAUGGUCUCCACGUGCAGCACAGAGUCGAAAUUAAAGACAGAUCUAUCACAAACCCAUUCCAUCAUAAACAUGGCUACAAAAUCACGGGAAUUAAAGUCUUCGAGAACGAUGCCGCUCCAGAUGCUGCCAGUACUCUGCUUUCAAGAUACAACUUGCUAAUAACCACCAACGACUCAAAGACUAGAUUAAUUGACAUGCAACAGGCCAGAUUACUCACAAGAUUUAAAGGUGCAACCAACACGAGUUCGUCGAUUGUGGCGUCUUUAAGUGAUGAUAACCGCUACAUCAUUUGUGGUUCGGAGGACCAUUGGUGCUAUGUGUGGGAGAAUAAUAAUUCCAUUAUCAAUAACAAGCUAAGAAUAGCUCUCAAGGAGCUUUACAAAGAGGGAAAGCAGCAAGUCAAUCAUACCCACAGAAUGCUCACAAAACUUCUUCAUGACAAUAAGCUUUGGAAGAAACUCAGCUUGCAACGAUUUCUUGAGGACAGCAAUGGCCAAAACUACAUUGCCAACGAAAAUAAUUCUUAUUCGUGUUUCCAUGCUCAUCAUACUAAGGUGAACUGUGCUCUCUUUGCGCCUCAAGAUACACGCCGCCUCCUAGCUUUUUCCGAUGAUAUUAUAUAUGAUCUCGUUAAAAGAGCGCCACAACUUGAUGAGUAUGGUAUCCUCGGUUCUCGAAAAAAGGAAUUGAAGUACUCAGAGACAACGGGCCUUGACGCUGGUCAUAUUAUUGUCACCUGUGAUCAAACAGGUGUCAUCAAAGUAUUCCGUCAGGACUCGGCAUACCAUAUCAGGCGUGCUUUAGUGGAUUUCAGAAAGGAGUCCAAGUCGAAGUGUUCUGAAUCUAUUCUAAAUAAGGAUAAUCUCAAAAUUGAUCUUAGUGGUCUAAACAUGAGGUCCAUCAAGACAAGAAGUCGCAGUCCUGGCUUAGAGUAUCCACCCUCAAUCAAGUCGAAAUUCCUGAACCAAUUGCGUCAUAGGAGUACUUUCUCAACAUCCCCAGGAGGUGGUACUCUUGGGGCCACCAGAACUUCUUCAUCCAGAACUGUUCUUCAGGGCCAAUCGCCGCCUGAAGUCGUUACUGCAAGUUCGCAAAUUAGCAUGAAGCGCAUGCCAAGGUCUAACGAUUUUCAUUCCAAUUACGUUACUUUGCCGCUGCAAAUUCACGAUAAUGAAGAUGAUCUCAGCUUAAGUGAUCGCCUGAUUUUGAGCAAGGAGGACGUCUUGACUCCAAGGUCUAUGUCAUUGACAAACGGGGCGGUAGAGGAAAAAGAUGCUUCUUUCAUUGCUAAUGCCUCCGGUCGUCAGCAAUCUGUUCCCCAAUUGAUGACUACAGCCCCCACAGAUGCUUCUUUAGGUAUGCCGGAAGCCACUCAGAUUCACGCCCGAGAAAAGAACGGGGCCGAGAGAGGUAGAGCCUGA